AUGACGCUCGCCUCGACAUUGUUGGCAUUGCCAGUCUUAUGUCUUGUGUCGAUUCCACUCAUUCUCUCGGCAUGGGUCACUAUUUCUCUGGCCCUGGUCACCUUGUUUGUGCGGUUGUUGGUGGUCUACCUUGGGGUCGGAUAUGACAUGUGCAUCAGUUUCUUCACGAUGCCGAUCUCUACCAUAUCAUUCUUGACCUUUGCUGUUUCCCAACCACCCACGCCGGCAACGGGUAAUUCGAGACGAAACUCGGGAGCUGGGCCGAUUGCGGCCUUUCGAAGCGAUGAUCCUCUCUCUAAAUUUGUCUUCAGUGGGCUUGAUGAUGUUGCCCGGUACAACAGGAACAAGAAUAUGUAUGCCCGGACUAUGGCAGAGGCGCAUAACCUUUCAACGUCCCCGCCGAUGGGCUUACCAGUCAGCGGAGAUGAAUGGCGAGAUUUCGAAGGCGUGGGUGGAUGGCGAUCAUAUCACGAUGGCCGAGGCCAAUUCUCGAGUCGUCGCAGCUCUCAGGCUGGCCAAGAGAAGCCUCUAAGUCCUGCCUCGACGUCUUCAACGCAGAGUAUCAUUGAUCGCAGAAAUGAUCCAGAUAUUGAUUCCGAUGAUCGUGACUGGCUAUCAUUGAAUCAUCGUCUCGAGCUUCCAUCGCAGAUUUUCACCCUUGGUUCUUUUGCCAACAGCCCGACCCAAACUGCAGAUACUCUACAGUCCAGACGAGCGAACUUCCAUUUGAAUAUCCGAACAUCUGCAAAUAGCUCCAACAUGCAUCAAGAUAUUAAGCACAAACACCAUCACCGGUCACAAACAACCUCGGCUCUUCCACAUCCGAACUCCAGAACGACAGCAGGCCUUUCUCUCGCCCUUUCAAAGCGCCCAGGGAUAUCAAGUCCCCCUAGCCGGGAGUUAGAUGACUUUACGGCACCUUCGACGUCGCGAUUCGCCCCUUUCAUGACCCCACAAUUGCACGCGAGGCCUUCAAGUUCUGCCAGAGCACGCGCUUUUCCUAUGACCAGUGCCCAGGAUGCGCACCUCUCCAAUUCCCUGGAGGACUUCCGCCAUAAUACCGGUUUGAGUAGUAGUGCAACAAGCUCUGCCACAGGGAGUGGAGGGUACUUUGCUCUCCAGCUCCCAGGCUUUUCUCAAAACUAUCUUGCCAGCCCUACCCCUAGUGGGUAUACAACGCCGGGUGGGGGGUUGUCUUCCGAAGACCGUGAUACGUCGCCCUCGUGGGCACGUUUGAUAGCACACUAUCCGAUGAGCGUGAGACAUCGGAGGCGCAGUAUCUCGGGUCCACAGGCGAGACGGAUGUCUAUUGGAGAACGUUUGGCCUAA
Penicillium chermesinum is the source of this 1329-nucleotide messenger RNA. RefSeq lists its product as uncharacterized. Bases 1 to 1329 code for a protein of 442 amino acids. Lineage: Eukaryota; Fungi; Ascomycota; Eurotiomycetes; Eurotiales; Aspergillaceae. The transcript has a single exon. The record is from RefSeq and is a predicted model, not a curated record.